AUGGACAUCCAGCCUUUGCUAUCCUUGUUACGUCCUGAAAACAUGAGAAGUAUGGCUGAACUGGCCACAGAGCUAUCGUCAAUGGCAAGUAAUAAUAUGAAGGAUAAUGAGAGAGACGUGCAGAGGACGAUAGCCGCUCCAAAGCCACCGACACCCGAACAAAGGCCGUCACAGAUGAUUGGUGGAGCGAUUCAAAAUCUGGCAUUCCAAGGUCGCAACGCCUUCUUAGACGCUUUGGACAAGAUGGGCAAUCAAACACCCCCACCACCUCAACCAACGUUUCCAACUCUACCACCAAUGACUUUCGGUACUCCAGCUCCCCCAACAGCCACACCAGCUCCAGUGUCCCUUCCACCGAUUCUUGGAGUUUCCAAUUCUCAAGAUCCUUCUCCCAGAGACGAAGGUGGUCGAGAUGUUUUAGGAGUUCGAGAAUUCAAAAAGAACGUGGCAAUGGGGGAGAAAAUUCGAGAGAUUCGAUACGCUGAACCGAUUGGAGAUGCAGUGGAGACGAGUGUCGCUGAAGUGCAAGCGGCUGCUCCGGUGGAAGUGGCGGCCCCAGCAUCGGCGUCAUCGGCAUCUGCGGCAGCGGCGGCACCGACAUUGGCAAGACCACCAGCACCGACAAACUCUUUCGACGGCUCCCCAUUCAUGCAAAUCGCUCGUCGCUUCCUUCAAGUUGGAACCGGUACCUCUCCCCAAUCAACCGGCGGAAAACCGGAACCUCUUCCUCAAAUCGGCAUCCAAGAUUUGGUCCCAAACGCAGACAGUAACUUCGGCUUGCCACGUGGCAAAGGAUGCCUCCCAUUCAUCUCAGAGUUCAUGCAAAUCGCUUAUGGAAAGUGUCAAGAUGUCGCCGAUGAGAAGACGUUCGAUGCCUGGGGAGAAGAACUUCGAAGAGCAAUUAUGACUGGAGAAAUCGAUCUUCUGAAGGCUUCUCAGGAGACGUGCCGUCGUGGAGCCGAACGUCAGCAGUGUGAUGCUCUUCGGGAAGCCGUUGCCACGUGUGACGUCAUUGCUAGUUUGGAGAUUGGAACACAGCUACAGAGAGCGAUGAAGAGGUGUGAGGAGGUGUCUGGAAUGAUGGAUCAAUCGCCGGCGGCCGUUUUGGGACAGUUGAACAAUUUGAUUAGUGGAGAAGUGGCUCAGGGAUUUUUGAACAAUUUUUUGAAAAACGGAUAA
Molecule: messenger RNA, 1179 nt
Organism: Caenorhabditis briggsae
Lineage: Eukaryota; Metazoa; Nematoda; Chromadorea; Rhabditida; Rhabditidae
Exons: 4
Coding region: 1-1179 (392 amino acids)
Source: RefSeq, a predicted model, not a curated record